Molecule: messenger RNA, 1655 nt
Organism: Lucilia sericata (common green bottle fly)
Lineage: Eukaryota; Metazoa; Arthropoda; Insecta; Diptera; Calliphoridae
Gene: Aps
Product: diphosphoinositol polyphosphate phosphohydrolase 2
Exons: 5
Coding region: 1052-1555 (167 amino acids)
Biological process (GO): diadenosine hexaphosphate catabolic process; diphosphoinositol polyphosphate metabolic process; diadenosine pentaphosphate catabolic process
Cellular component (GO): nucleus; cytoplasm
Molecular function (GO): endopolyphosphatase activity; diphosphoinositol-polyphosphate diphosphatase activity; bis(5'-adenosyl)-pentaphosphatase activity
Source: RefSeq, a predicted model, not a curated record
AAAGAGAAGCAACUGAUAAAAGAAGACGAGUGUAAAGCGAAAAAGUGAAAAAAUUUGCACUUUUUCACAAGAAUUUCAUUGAGAUUUUUGUGCUGCCGGUAGAGCAGUAAAAAAAGAAAAUAUUUCAACAGAUUUUGUAACUGCAACAAUAAGAAAAGUUUAUAAAACUAAAGAAAACUAAUUAAUAAAAUAAUUUUCAAUUGGAAAACGUGAAAAACAACAAGUUUAAACGAAAACUAAACAACGUGGUUGAAAAAAAAGGAAAAGUACGAAUGACGAGAAAAUCAUAUAGAAAAAAAAUUAUGCAAAAAAAAGUAAUUUCGUUGACAAGUGUGUGACAACGGAAUUUAAGUAAAUUUUAAAGAACAAAUUUGCGAACAAAGAAAAAAAACGGCUGGAAAUUUAAGAUAAAAUUAUAAAUUUUAAGCAUAAAAAGUUAAAUAUACAACAAUAACGUAAUAUUUUAAAGCAAAAGGAUAAGAAAAACUAAAAAGAAAGUUUAAUAAUGAAGACAGCUGUUUGAUAGAAACAAAAGAAAAAAAUAGGAAUCAUCAAAAAAAGAAGAAACCUUCAGCUUUUUUUCCAACAUUUUCUUUUAGAAUUUUUUGCCAUUUGUGGGGAAAAGGCUUAAAAAAAGAACAAACAACAACAACAAUAAGAAAUCAUAAAAGCAGCAGUUUUUAAAUAAAGAAAUAAAAUUUUAACCAGCAAUUAUAAAAUAAUAAUAGUGAACGCCCGCCGUUUUAGAGUCCUCCUUUUUAAACAAAUAAUAAUCGAUAUAACAAAUAAAAAAGCUUAAAUUUAAUUUAUUAAAUCUACAGCCACAAUAAUAAAUAAUAAUAUAAAUUAUUAGCAGCUUUAAGCAGCACUUAAUUUUCUCUAAGGAUUUUUAGAACGCCAAGCGCAACGUUUUCUACUACCACAACAGUACGCCCCGCUCCCACCAACUUGUCUUAAAUUUGUGCUUUUUUUUUCUGGACUUUGUCUUUGAGAUAAACUUCUUCGUAUUUUUUAUAAAGAAACACUUACUUUUUUUUAACAAAUAAACAAGAUGGUUAAAGAAAAACCCAAUUCUACGCGUAUCUACGAUAAGGAUGGCUUUCGUAGACGUGCAGCCUGCAUUUGUGUACGUUCGGAUGCUGAAGCUGAGGUGCUUUUGGUAACCUCCUCAAGACGUCCUGAAUUAUGGAUUGUGCCCGGUGGUGGUGUAGAACCGGAAGAGGAACCCUCGGUAACAGCGGUAAGAGAAGUGUUAGAAGAAGCUGGUGUCAUGGGAAAAUUGGGUAGAUGUUUAGGUGUUUUUGAGAAUCGUGAUCACAUGCAUCGCACAGAAGUAUUUGUUAUGACCGUUACCAAAGAACUGGAAGAAUGGGAAGAUUCUCGCAGUAUUGGUCGUAAACGUCAAUGGUUUUCCAUCGAUGAUGCCUUGACACAGCUGGCUCUACACAAACCGACACAACGACAUUAUCUAAUGCAAUUGCGGCAUUCGAAAAACAAUUCAAAUGUUAAUUCAACAACAAAUUCACCAACUGCAGCUUCACCUACUACCGCAUAAAAUUAAUUACUUUUUUUUUUUAUUUGUUUUGCUUCUAAUUUUUUUUUUACCAUAUUAUUCUUCUACUUUUUUUAAAAAAUGUUUCGCUGCUUUAAAAAAG